Dendroctonus ponderosae (mountain pine beetle) is the source of this 2069-nucleotide messenger RNA. RefSeq names its product tubulin-specific chaperone cofactor E-like protein (gene mlt). Lineage: Eukaryota; Metazoa; Arthropoda; Insecta; Coleoptera; Curculionidae. Gene Ontology annotation, molecular function: alpha-tubulin binding. The record is from RefSeq and is a predicted model, not a curated record. Gene Ontology annotation, biological process: protein folding.
UCUGUCGGUGUGACGCAACUGUUUUAUUUCACGGUUCGAUAAUAACAUUUUGAAUGUUACAGUUUGUUGUCGUCAAUUAUUCUUCGUUAGGCGGUUGUUGUAAACGGACCUUAAUUGAAAGUUCCACCCAAAACGCCAUGCCCUCUCUACUAGAAGCCCUGGAACAGAAGUAUGGCGAAGCGGACUCAGAUGCGAGUCCAGACGAAGCCUCAGAGGGCAUUUCAGUCGCAAUUUUCGUGCCUUGCAAAUCGCCCAGAGCGCUGGUGCCUGCGCUCCUGGUGCUGAACGAUUGUGAUAUUGCAACCGCGGGCGAAAAAGACGCCCUAGUGGCGAAAUGCUCCAAUGUGGAAGAAUUGGAUUUGGCCAAGAACAAGCUGGACCAAUGGACAGAAGUUUUUGGAAUACUCGAGCAUAUGCCCCGUUUGAAGUUCGUGAAUCUCAGCUUCAACGUUCUGUCCAGUCCCAUCGAAGUCAGUCUGGACAAGCGAUGGGAAGAGCUGCGAAAUCUGGUGCUAAACUCCACCUAUGUGAACUGGGAGAGUGUGAGGAAGAUCCUGGAACAUUUGCCCAGCCUGGAGGAAUUGCACUUAAGUCUGAACGAUUACAACAAUGUGGCCUUACACAACACCUCAUCAAGCUGCGCUUGUACUGAGAACAAGAACGAUAACUGCGAGUGCCACAGCAGCGCUUUGGAAAAGAAGCAUUCGGUUAUAAGGAUUCUUCAUUUCACUGGGAAUCUGGUGCAGGAUUGGAAAGAGGUUUCCAAAUUAGGAUAUGCUUUUCCCAAUUUGGAGUCCCUGGUAGUGGCCGAAUGUCCCAUCAAGUCCCUGGAUAUUGCGGCCGAAGCGAAGGAAUGCCCCAAUAAGAACUACGAAAGAUCUGAGAGCAGCCCGGAAUCGAGCAGUAGAUCGGAAUCGCCUCAUGAUGCGUUCCGAUCGCUCAAAAUUCUCAACCUGAAUUCAACCCAUUUGUCUUCCUGGGAUGAAAUUGAACGACUUGCGAGGUUCCCAGCCUUACAGUGCGUCCGGCUACAGGGCUGUCCGCUUGGGGAAGGAAACGAAUACACUGAACACGAAAGGCGUCAGCUCCUAAUAGCUCGACUACCCAACGUGAAAACCCUCAAUGGAGGAGGAGUUAUCUCAGCAGAAGAAAGGGAGGACGCCGAAAGGGCCUUUAUCAGAUACUACAUGGAUAAGCCGGAGAGUGACCGGCCGGAAAGAUACUUCGAAUUGGUUCAAAUACACGGCAAGUUAGAUCCCUUGGUGAACGUCGACUUGAGGCCAGAGAAACGUGUGAAGAUCACGUUCACAUGUGGCUCCAACAGUGAGGUGAAGUCGGUCGACACCUACCGCACGGUUAGCGACUUGAAAACGCGCCUGGAAACAUUCGCCGGCUUUCCUGCUUCCAAAAUGCGUCUGUUCUAUGUGGACCAGGACUUGAGAGAUAUUCAGGGCCCGGAACUGAUGCGGUUUGCUUCCAAGCAGCUGUUCAGCUACAACAUUCGGUCAGGCGAUGAAAUCAUCAUCGUCUGCAAAAUGGAGAACAAGAGAAGAACCCACAGCGAAUCCAACAUUACAGAAAAACAAGAGAGGGCGAUGUACAACCUCUAGCUGCUUGAAGCCGCUUGGUAAAUUAACAGCACACCAACCCUAAAACUAAAAAGCUAAUACUAUUUUAUCUAACGAACGUAUGUUUUAUAAGCAGCUAAUAAAAACAUAAAAUAAUAAUAGUAUUUAUAUAUGUAUGUCUAUUGAAAGGCGGAGAUUCCUCGAUCAUUGUAAGGACGUUAAUCGAACUAUUCUAAACUAAAUUUGGUUCCUUUUAAUAUUUGUUAGAUGCACAAAAAUCUAUUGUGUAUACUUAGUAUUACGGGGUCUUGACAGAGCGUUCUCAUAAAAGUUAAUUGAAAAAUCUUGGUAUUUUACUGUGAUUAAUAUGAGCUACUCAGCAACUGUAUUAUUUAUAUUUUAGACUUAGGACGAUAAUUUAGUAACAUGUGUGAUAUUUCUGCCAACAAACGAAACUUUUUGGCGCAAAUAAAACUGCCUUGUAGUUUGAUUCUUUCGAAA